Molecule: messenger RNA, 4794 nt
Organism: Struthio camelus australis
Lineage: Eukaryota; Metazoa; Chordata; Aves; Struthioniformes; Struthionidae
Source: RefSeq, a predicted model, not a curated record
CUAAAGAUCUGUAAAGUUAAUAUUGAGCUUUUUCAGAGAAGAGAUGUUCCACUGAUGUACUUCUAUGCAUUUUGGAUAACUUAUUGGAUCAAUUAUAGGAACUACUCCCAAUUGCUUCUAGACUUUAAUGCACUCUUUGGCUUUCGUUCAGCAGUUAAUAUACUGAAGAAUUAGUAAGAAGUUAUGCAAAGUAAGACUGAAGCACUCUCACCUCAGUCCUAUCAAGGCAUCAGAACUGUGCAGAAGUUCAGAUGAGGAACUGAAGAUUUGUGAUGAAAACGUGUUCCCUUUGAAAAAGAAGCAAGUAUUUGGAUUCUCCAGCUGUUGCAGUCAAGACAGAAAAAGUGAUGAGGGACUCAAAAAGGAUUCCUUUGAAGGAGGCUGAUGAUACAUAUUAUGAUUAGCAGGCCUGAAUGCUAUGUCUAAGUGAAGCAAGUGGGAAAUACUGUCACUGAUUUCAGUUGGGUUUCUGGAAAUAGCUCUGUUCCCCAAAGGAUAAAUGCACUCUUCUACAGGCAUGGUAGAAGUGACUCAGUAGAAAUGUGUAUUAAAAGAAAUGUGAGAGGUUUUUUUUUUUUAUGAGCAGAGCAAGUGAGGUCAAUAUUAAGUGUCUUAUUCUGCUGUAGAAAGCUAUUAAGGUAAUAAGAACAUCAUCAUAAAUUUCAUGGUUUUGGUAGUUUAUUUUUAAUUCUGCCUUUCUGGGAUUGCAACCAUUAUGCUUUUUUUUUUUUCCCCUCAAACAAAUUAGGAGCCUCUGGACGCACUGAUGUAAUGUUCUUGUAGUCUAUCACUGUGGAUCUGUGAGCCAAUCUGGUGCACAGAUGAGUCAGUUCAAGACUGGGUGUGUACCUGGGAGCUUGGAGGAUCCAAAAGCCGUGACACAUCAUAAGUUGAUACAUGCUACUUCUGAGAAGGUGCUGACAGACACAAAAACAGUGUUAGAGGAAAACAUUCAAGACAGAGAUGUCUUGCUCUUAAUAAAGAAGCGUGCACCACCUCCACUCCCCAAAAUGGCAGAUGUGUCAGCAGAGGAGAAGAGGAAACAGGAGCAGAAAGCUCCUGAUAAGGAUGCUAUUCUCAAAGCAACUGCAAAUCUGCCUUCUCGCAAUGUAGAUCGCACUGUGGCCCAUCACAACAUGAGGGAUUUUCCUUUCUUGCAGUUCCAGACAGAGCUCCGGAAGAUCUUAGUUUCUCUCAUAGAAGUUGCACAGAAACUGCUAGCACUGAACCCAGAUGCAGUUGAGCUGUUUAAGAAGGCAAAUGCCAUGCUUGAUGAGGAUGAGGAAGACAGAGUGGAUGAGAUAGCUCUACGACAGCUUACAGAAAUGGGAUUUCCAGAGAGCAGAGCUGUCAAAGCCCUUCGAUUAAAUCAUAUGUCAGUGACACAGGCCAUGGAGUGGUUGAUAGAACAUGCAGAUGACCCUACAGUGGAUGCUCCGCUUCCAGGUCAGACUCCAUCAGAAGCCCCAGCUGAAGCUGGUGCGUCCUCCGCUGAAGCGACUGCGGGUCCUAGCUCAGAAGCCGGUGGGGAAGAGGCCAAAGAUGAACUGACAGAAAUAUUCAAGAAAAUCCGGAGGAAAAGAGAGUUUCGUCCAGACCCACGAGCUGUCAUUGCCCUGAUGGAGAUGGGAUUUGAUGAAAAAGAAGUGGUAGAUGCACUGAGAGUAAACAACAACCAGCAAAAUGCAGCUUGUGAAUGGCUGCUGGGAGACAGAAAGCCUUCUCCAGAGGACUUAGAUAAGGGAAUUGACACCAAUAGCCCUCUCUUCCAAGCCAUCUUAGAAAACCCAGUGGUACAGUUGGGGCUAACAAACCCUAAAACUCUACUAGCCUUCGAGGAUAUGCUUGAAAACCCCUUGAACAGCACUCAGUGGAUGAAUGAUCCAGAAACUGGGCCCGUCAUGCUACAGAUCUCUCGAAUCUUCCAGACACUGAACCGCACGUAGAGGGGAAUGCCAAUCUGCUGUGCCACUUCCUACUGUCCCUCGCUCCACCUUCCCAGUGGGAGGGAGCGUGGAUUGCCGGGGGUGUGCGUGGAGAAAAAGCGUUCUGUCCAAACGGGGGUCUCUCACACGAGAGCAUACGUUAGUUACAGCCAACCCGAAGUUAAUUGCCUUGUGGAUUUAGUGUUAGUGGAAGAGGUUUGAAGACUUAUUUUUGUUUUCAGGUAUUAGGUUCAAAAUAAAAUAUAUCCAAAUAUAGGAAAAGGUUUUGUGAAAACAAUUAAGAAUCUGAUUGGCGAGAAAUAUGAUGGUAUUGCUUGUGUUUUAAGCUCCUUGAUAAAAAGGCCUGUGACAGUAGUUUACUAGCCAGUUUAUCUAGCAUCUGGCUAGCGUUUACAAGAGGUCACUGACCACUAGCAUAGGAUAUUAAUCAUCUCCAUGCAGUAUUAAUUUAUGGGGAUAUCAAAUUAUAAAAUGCUUUUUAAAAUUGAUUCUUAGGAAAUGUUUUUAAAAGCCCAAAUACUGGGAGAGCAAGCACAUUUCUAUCCAGACUUGUUUGUCUUGCAUUAUAAUUGAAGCAGAAUAAUUCAUAGAUGGAAUUCCUUUAGUAAAUAGCAUUACUUUUUCCUAUUUAUUUUCUGCAUUAGUGUUCAAGUCCUACAGGGUUUAGGGUUUAGACUUGUAGGAGAUUCUGUCGGCUACAUUAAAGAUGCAGUAUCUCUUUCAUGACAGAACUUGCAACACGAACACUUGGUUUAAGUGCUGCAAUUCAUAAGCUUAUACUCUGCCAUAUCCCAGUGCAAGCAGGAUGUAUUCACACUGUUUUUUUCCAUUUUGAUGUGCAUGUUUUUAAAAAGGGAGACUUGUGUUGUUGAUUUUAUUUUUUUUUCAGACUCUGUUUACAAAAAGAUACUGAUUUGCAUGAGUGUUCAUGGAAUGGUAAUCUGCAAAUAAGCAGAAAUGCUUAUGUUUUUAUCUCAUUUAAGGUAUUUAAAAGCACGUUUGAAACUAUCUUUGAGAUGCAAGCAUUUUUUUCUCACCACCUUUUUUUUUAUAAACCCUGGAAAUAACAAGAAUGUCAGGCUAAUGACAGGCUAUGUCUUUCCAAGUUUUAUCAGAAGACUGAGAUUUCAGACAGGAAUUGCGAGCUUCUAACAGAAGAACUUGCUAGUGAAUAUCCAGCUAGAUUUUGUUAUCAUUGGGCUAUGGAGGUGUUGGUUUUUAAUAGUCUGACUAAAAUGUUGUUUUUCUUUUCAACUUAGCGCCACAUAAUUGACAUCUGUCAUAGUCUGUCAAGUCUUGUAAUCCAUAGCCUUUUUCCAAAAAGGCAGGCUGUGCAAGACCUGCUUCUCCAAAAUGCAGAGGAACCGGAGAGAGGCCCUAUUCUUAAGCAGCACGAAGGUGUCUGUCAGAGGGCUAUCCUGAAUAGCUCUACAACCACCUUUUAAGUGCUUUUUGUGUUGCUAGGUUUUGUGUGUGGUUUUUUUUUUGUUUGGGAAUUUUUUUUUAAAAAAUGUAGCAAGAUGCAACCCGAAACCCUGCAACAAGUUUUGGCCUGAACUUGGCAUCUGAUCUAUAUUAUUAUGCAGCCAGGGCACUGAAGUUGCCAAUUUCACAUAAUUAACGUGAAGGGUGGGGAAAUCAAAACAUCAUGAGAUUUUUAUCUUGGCUUACUAUCCCAGGACUUUUUUUAUUUUUGUUUUUUGUAAUUUCGUAUUAAGCUUGCACUUCAUGAGUGCUGAAAUGUUUACUUUUACAUCUGAAAAUUCAGAGCUUUAUAGAGAUCUGUCUUCUCUUCAAAUGGAACAGUAACACCAUUUUCCUGGACUCUUGUUAAGAACGGAUUGACAGCAACAGUGUUUUCCUGGACUCUUGUUAAGGACAGAUUGACAGUGUGACAUGAAAUUGUAACUUUGUUCUAUAGUUGUAAAAGCCAGGAACCUGAUCCUACAACCCUGUGAGUUCAGUGCAACUACUCACGAGUAGCUGUGACUAAAGGCUGUGGCAUUAUAAAAAGUUUUGUUUGUUGGUUUUUCUCAUUCCCUGCAGCUUUUGACGUGUAAUACCACCAGAGGACAUUGUUACUUGAAGUUCUAAAGGUCUUUCCUAUUCAAUCAGGGUUCUUGUAAAAACUCCUUUUAGUGAUUCUUUCUAGGAGACAAAGCUGGGAAAGAAAAACUACUCAUUCUGUAAUAUUUUUUGGCUUUUGUAUAAACGAGUACAGCUGCAGACUUAUUCAACAGACACCUGGGUAGCAGUCAUGGCCUUUUACUGAGCCUUUACGUUCUUCAAAGACCGUUUCCAUGCUUCUGUUAUUUCAGUGAGACAUGAUCAGACUCUGCAGUGGCUGUAGACAGCUUCCAGACAAGGAUCGUCUCUCAGCUUUGGAUUCAUCUAAAAGUUUGGUCUCUGGUUUGCUGGCAGAACCAGUUAUGAUACGGCAAGAACAAGCAACCUACCUCACCUGUUGCUACUGACAGAGGAGAAUAUGGAUGAUUAACUUGAACCAGCUGCCUAAUUUUUAGAUGGCUGAAGUUGGGUGAAUUCCCAAUAUAGAGGGUCUAACUAGCUUCAGAGGAGCGGAGCGGCUCACUCUUGAGGAUGAAAAUUCUGCUACUCCUGCAUCUCUGCAUUAACCCCGGAGCAGUGGGGUUGGUCAGUGUGAUACUGCCAGUGCCUGUUACUAAACUGUCGUCUUCAGUGUUGGUUUGAUCAGGGUGAUAAAAGUUAUCAGAGUUGCCUCCCUCAGUAUACCAGAGCAGAAUUGGUGCCAGUGAUUCUUUUAUUUAAAAAAAAAGGAGGAAAAAAAAAAAAAACAUCAGGAAAGCAUAAUCAUGUUAAUAGGUGAAGG